AUGGCGAUGAAACGAAAUGGAAAGUCUCCUGCCUCUUCCGACUCUAACGAAAAAGUGAUGUUCUUCAGAGAUGUCUCUCUAGGUCCCCAUGAAACCCGUAUGCGCUUUCGACUCAUCCAUUUCUGGGAGGCUCAGAAUCCGGUGAAGAAGACCCUUAUUGGCCUGGAGAUGCUUCUCAUCGACGAGCAGGGAACUGUCAUUCAAGGAUUCAUCCCACCAGGACGUAUUAAGAAAUACUUGCCUGAGAUGAAGCGAGGUUCAGUUUACGAACUCAUCAACUUCUACGGAUCGAAGAACAAACCGAUGUAUCGGGUUGCUGAUCAUAUCGCAACCGUGUCCUUCGCAUGGAACUCUGAGUUGUCGGUCCUUCACGACAUUCCAAUCCCUUUUGAUGAAGACCGUUUCAGGAUGCAUUCGUAUGAGGAUUUUGAGGCCAACUGUGAUCUGAAAGGUGACCUCUAUGGACUUGUCAUGAAGCUCUACCUCUGGGACCAGGCAGCAACGGACUUCUGCAAGAAGUUUAAGUCUUACGAAAACACUCCCACAGUUGUUUUGGUCACAGCCGUUAACACUAAACGUCUCAGAGGUACAAUGGCACUGAGUUCUAUGUCUCCCACACGGGUUUUCAUGGACUAUGAUGUCCAACCAACAAUUGAUUACUUCGCCUGGCUCUCCUCAAACCCAGAGAUUGCUAAGCAGGAUGCCUUUUUUGAGUGCACUGCUACGAUUGAUGAUGUGGUUCAUGGAUCUGCUUGGUACUAUAUUGCAUGCACUGGGUGUCAUAGUAAGGCUACCAAAGGCGCAAACUCAUUGAUUUGCACGAACCCAAGAUGUGUGAAGGAUACCACAGCUGGAGUUGCACACAGUGAACAAGGUUUUUUUGUCCUGCUUGGUGAUGCUGGUUUUCAGUUGACUGGGAGGCACGCAUCUGAGUUGGUCAGCAGCUACUUUGAGGCCAAUAAAGACAAAGGCCCUGACCAUGAAGUGCCUGUCCCGGAAGCUCUGAUCAGCAUAAUCGGACAGACCCAUAAGUUUUGUGUGAAAGUUACAGACCACAACUUCUCUGGCAACACCCGAGCUAUCACUGUCACCAAGAUCCUCCCUCUAGAGACACCAUCACCCACAAAAGGCUCUCUUGGAAAUGCCAUUGCUGAACCGUCCAUGGAAGCAGUGCAGACUGGAAGUGACGUGUGUGAGCCUUCAAAAAGCCGUGGAGAUUCUGCAGAUGAAGAGUGUAAGAGAACGUUUUACAGUGUUGAUCCAGAGAGAGUCAAACGGGCAAGAUGUGAGAAAUGA
Messenger RNA from Brassica oleracea var. oleracea, 1296 nucleotides. RefSeq lists its product as uncharacterized. The transcript is spliced from 8 exons. Lineage: Eukaryota; Viridiplantae; Streptophyta; Magnoliopsida; Brassicales; Brassicaceae. Gene Ontology annotation, cellular component: nucleus; DNA replication factor A complex. Gene Ontology annotation, molecular function: single-stranded telomeric DNA binding; damaged DNA binding. Gene Ontology annotation, biological process: DNA replication; telomere maintenance via telomerase; double-strand break repair via homologous recombination. The record is from RefSeq and is a predicted model, not a curated record. Bases 1 to 1296 code for a protein of 431 amino acids.